Molecule: messenger RNA, 10889 nt
Organism: Neodiprion virginianus
Lineage: Eukaryota; Metazoa; Arthropoda; Insecta; Hymenoptera; Diprionidae
Product: ras-specific guanine nucleotide-releasing factor 2-like
Exons: 25
Coding region: 338-4936 (1532 amino acids)
Biological process (GO): positive regulation of GTPase activity; Ras protein signal transduction
Cellular component (GO): plasma membrane
Molecular function (GO): protein binding; guanyl-nucleotide exchange factor activity
Source: RefSeq, a predicted model, not a curated record
AACGUUCGCUUUGUAAAAACUCACCGGCAACGAGUAUUUGGCGGGAGAAUGAAUCAGACGACGGGGAGUAAAGUUGGCUUGAAAUUCUGUGCCGGGAAAUUGAAAGAAGGAGGACUGAGAUCGAAGUGAAUGACGAAGGGGCCGGGGAGAAGAAAACGUAAACAAACAAACGAGCAGGAUAAACAGCGUUUGAUCGACGCGUACGAUGUCCGCGGGAGCUUUCGCUGAGCGUUCGAAAACUUUGACAAGUUAAUCACUGACUGAUAAAUAAAUCGAUCGAUUGAUCCGAGUGAGAAUUGUAGAAUAAAAUGAGCCCGGAGAACUACAGCGACUAACGAUGCUCAGUCCAAAGAUGCAACGGACCGUGAGGGUGAACGAUGCCCAACUGGUGAUGUUGUCGGAGAGGGCACAUUUCGACCACUCGCUUGCCGGACACCUUCACAAGCGCACCGCCGAUUCCGCCAAAUGGCAGCUGCGAUGGUUCGUCCUUUAUCAGAAUCUCCUCUUCUACUACGAGAGCGAAAGCUGCUCACGACCCAGCGGCGUCGUUCUCCUCGAAGGAUGUUACUGCGAACGUCUUAUCACAGCCAAAGGAAAGGAACCGGAUAAACAGCACUGUUUCGCCAUCUCGUAUCGUCGAGAAAAUCAGCGUCAAUACGAGCUUCGGGCAGCCACGGAAACGGAUUGCCGUUUGUGGAUAGACGCCAUCCGUGAAGCAAGCUUCAACAAGCUGCUUUUGCAAAAGGAGGAACUCGAACAGAAGCAUCUCCAUCUGCUGCAGAUCGUAGAGAGCGAGAAAACUGCAAAGUGGCAAUACACUCAACAGUGCGAAGAGCUCGCUUCAGAGAUCAAGAAACUGAGGGCUGAGCUAUGCGCUCUGAAGAGGGAGUUGCGUCCGGCGACAGUCGCAGCUCCGACUUAUGUCGGGUCCAGCGAAAUUGCCGCGGGACUUCGAGCACUCGCAGGAUGCGGAAGUGGCGUCGGAGGGUCAGGGCCGGCUGCAUCCGGGGCCGCAUUGGGGUCCGGGGGUGAUUCGAGGGGCGGCGAAGCUUCGGAGGAAUCUGUUGAAGUACGGAAGAUCCUGAAGGUUCAGAGCUUCUUCAGGGGUUGGCUUUGCCGCAGGAGGUGGAAGCAGAUCGUCGAACAGUAUAUAAAGAGUCCCCACGCAGAGAGCAUGCGGAAGAGAAACAGCUUGGUAUUCCAAAUGGUCGAGGCUGAGGAAGAAUACAUGGAACAAAUGGAGGCAUUAGUCAGCUGCUUUUUGCGCCCCUUCAAAAUGGCCGCAAGCUCCAAGAAGCCACCGUGCAGUCACGAAGACGUCAAUAGCAUCUUCCUGAACAGCGAGACAGUCCUUUUCCUUCAUCAGAUAUUCCUCAAGGGUCUCACCUCUCGAAUGGAGAGUUGGCCCACCCUCGUCUUAGGGGAUUUGUUCAACAUGCUGCUACCCAUGCUGUCCAUCUAUCAAGAGUACGUUCGCAACCAUCACUACAGUCUGCAGGUUCUCACCGAAUGCAAACAGUCGUCGCCCUCCUUUGCAGCUCUCCUUGCGAGAUUGGAGAACAAACCGUCCUGCCACGGUCGAUCUCUUGAAACUUUUCUCACCUACCCGAUGCAUCAGAUUCCGAGGUAUAUCAUCACGCUGCACGAGUUACUGGCUCACACGCCCCACGAUCACGUGGAGCGAAAGAGUUUGCAGAAUGCUAGACAACAGCUGGAGGAUUUAUCGCGACAGAUGCAUGACGAGGUGAGCGAGACCGAGAAUCUGCGCAAGAACUUGGCAGUGGAAAGAAUGAUCGUCGAAGGUUGCGACAUUCUACUGGACGUCAAUCAAGUUUUCGUUAGACAGGGCUCCCUAGUCCAGAUACUGGGCGAGAAGCCACGUGGGGCACGAAGCAGGCUGAGCACGACCUUCGGAGGGAAUUGGGGUGGCGGCGACAAGGAGGCUCUCAGACAGUGUUUCCUGUUCUCGAAUCACCUGAUCCUCACCACGCGCCAGUCCAGCGGCGGACGUCUUCAUCUCGUACCUGAAGUCGGCAAGAUUCCACUUGCCGAUGCUCUUCUAAUAGAGGACCCGAGCGACCAGGGUGUCGUCGACGAUGACGAGUCGUCGGUGUGUUCGAUCUCGAGCCUGUCCAGUGGCAUCAGUGAGAGUAGCUGCAGUGGCAGCGGAAGCGGUAGCUCACAGCUCCAAACUCGAGACUUCAAGAUCAUUCUGGACGUAAAAUCCGGUGGACCGGAGGUUUCGGUUCACUUGAUAGCGCCUACUAUGCAGGAAAAGGCCGCCUGGAUAACGGACAUCAGCCAAUGCAUGGAUAACGUCCAUUUCAAUGACCUUCUCCACGGUUCGUUGUCGGACACAAGUUCCGUCACGAUGCCGCAGUCGAUACGGAACGACCCGAAGCUCUUCAAGGACGACGUUGACAUCCGGUUCAGCCGGACCCUCAACUCCUGCAAGGUUCCUCAGAUACGUUACGCCACUCCGGAACGUCUUCUGCAACGACUAACCGACCUCAGAUUCCUCAGCAUUGAUUUCCUCAACACCUUCCUCCUCACCUAUCGCGUCUUCACCGACGGCGUCACUGUUCUCGAGGCCCUGAAGAAGGUCUUCUACAACAGCGAGCCGCCCGAAUGUCAGAUUGGAACCGGAUCCGUCAUGUCCCUGGAUGUCCUGGGCAGCACUUCGGGAGACUCGCCUCUUCAGCCUCUCGACGAACGUCGACGAAACAGCGUCAGUCCAAGACGCACAAGCGGUGCAAGCUCAGUAUCCGGGUACGGGUCUGAGGUGAGCGAUAGCCAAGGGGCGCGGGGCCACAUCCUCCACGAUUCCAACCUAGGAGGCCUUAAUUCCAACACAAAGGCCUACUGGCGGUCUGGCUACCGAAAGCUCGAAGACGACCAACACCUGGGACUCAUCUCGGAAGCUCCACCGAUAAUCAGACGAAGUCCCACCCUGCAAUCCCCCGGACCUUCGUCUGGCAGGCAAUCCCCGGCAACCCCACGCAGGGUCAGCGUACGCGUGGAUACCAAUCCCGAAGACGACAGGAGUCACCUAACGAUUCCGAAAGUCAUCGCCGUCUCGUCCAGCGCAGAGACCCUGACAGACAUCACGGUGAUCAGCGCACCGUCCUCCCCGAGCAACCUUAGUUCCGUUACUCUUGUGGGAUCAACGGGGUCAGGAUCUGGUUCAGGUUCGGACCCAAGUUCCCACGAGGGUGGAAUGUACUCUCGGGGAGUGUCAGAGGAGACGGACACUCCGGUGGCAUCGGAGUCAUGCUCAAAAAAUGAGGUACAAUUCACCUACGACGAUCCUCCGCCACCAUCGCCGAAAUCAUCAAUGCGGUCCGAGUGUCCCUCAAAAUCCCCAAAGUCUCCGAGAGGCAGACGGUUCUGCUUGGAAAAAGACGACUCAAACUGGACUGACGAAGAGUCGACCCCUCCGGCUGAUCUUUAUCAACACCACUGUCAGCACAACAAUCAUCACAAUCAUCACAGUCAUCACUACUCGGAACACCGGGCGUCGAUCGCCUCCGCACCUCCGGCUUCGAUGCGGAGUGGAUCUAUUUCGACGAUUACAGGGAAUUAUCUCAUGGGGAGGCGAUCGAUACAGGAUAACGAAAUGGGCUCGGGAUCCCAGAGGCCGAGUUUCCAGCACGACAGUCAGCAGAUUUCGAGCAAGGCGGGAGUUGUGAUUACUAGUUUUCGGAAGAGCCAACGAAGCAUUGGACACGAACCUUUGUGGAGCAGCACUUCAACGGCGGCCGCGGCUUUCGCGAUCGCUACUUCAGCAUCAAGCAACCCACCUGAUAAGGCGCCGGGACGCUGUAGCGUCGGUGACGUAAGCGUCAGAAGCGGGUCUUGCCGUGAGACGAAUAGACGCAAGGAGUCCGUCAUGUCGACGGCGGCGACGAUGCGCGUCCUCAACGUCCUCAGGCACUGGGUCUCCAAGCACGCCCAGGACUUCGAGCUCGACCAGCGACUGAAGGACCUGACCAUCGAGUUCCUCGACGACAUUACUUACAGCCCAAACCUUCUGCCCGCCGAGCACAAGGCUGCCAGUCAACUACUCAGGCUCAUAACCAAGGAGGAACCCGAGAGCAGCAAAGUCAAUUUGGAGAAGCUGCUCGCACCACCGAAGAGACCAAGUGAAGAGAGUAUCGAGACCCUGUCGGCGCUGGAAAUAGCCGAACAGAUGACGUACCUGGACCAUCAGAUCUUUGUCGCGAUUGCAAGCGAGGAAUUCUUGGGCCAGGCUUGGAUGAAGACUGACAAAGCGACGCGGGCACCGCACAUCAUCCUGAUGACCAGACGGUUCAACAAAUUUUCCCAGCUCGUCGUGUCCGAGAUCAUUCGGCGGUCCAGCAUGGCCUCCAGGGUUGCGGCCAUCGAGAAAUGGGCCGCUGUUGCCGACAUUAGCAGGGUACUUCACAAUUACAAUGGAGUCCUUCAGAUAUGCGCAGCGUUCACCAACAGCAGUGUUUAUAGGCUCAAAAAGACCUGGGAGAAGGUCUCAAAGACGACGAAGCAAAACAUCGAGCGACUUCAGGCCAUCGUCUCUUCGGAUGGCCGGUUCAGAAACCUCCGAGACGCCUUGCAUCGUUGCGAUCCACCCUGCAUCCCUUACUUGGGCCUUUACUUGACAGAUCUGUCCUUCAUCGAGGAGGGAACGCCGAACUUCACCGAAGACGGUCUUCUGAAUUUCUCGAAGAUGCGAAUGAUCGCUCACGUUAUCCGCGAGAUACGACACUUCCAGCAGACGCCGUACAAGAUCGAGGUGAUCACGAAGGUGACCAACUACCUGUUGGACCCAUCUCUGCUCCUCGAAGAGGAGGACAUGUAUCGAAUGUCCCUUGAGAUCGAGCCCCGCACCUCGAGGCUCAGCAGCUCCACUUUCGUCGGGCUCCCAUCGUCUCUGAGCCAGACCCCGCCAAAGAAUUAAUUCGGCUUCAACCAGCCCUCGGCAUUCCAUUUUCUAUUUACCUCUCGUUAUCACUAUUAUCUGCUAAUUCGUCCUGCACUUUUAUCCUAGAUUCAACGUGUCGACGGUUCUCGAAGUGGGAGAAUCAGGAGCCACGAUAGAAACAAGAUAUAUUACAAUGUAAAAUGUAUUUUCUCAGGGCGUGAUCGGUCGAUGAUCGGAUCUGUUUUUUUUUUUCUUUCUUUUUGUUUUUAUUUUAUCCAUUGCUGCAGGUUACUCUUCAGUAAUUUUUUUUUCAGCAGUAUCCUGAGAGUAUCCUGAUGAAAAUUAGUUCAGUCAAAUUCUCCGCAGGAUAUCUCGCAAAAGAUUUAUGAAUUUCUCAACGGUAUUAUUAAUCGAGUUAUUCAGACAAGUAUUUUCGCUUCUUCUGCCAAUAUUUGUGAUAAAAAUCUAUAGUUUUUAAUGUAUUUUUUUUUCUGAAUUCGUAACGAACGAUUUGAGUGAUUCAGAAAUCUUGUGCGAGUUUCUCGUCGAAGCGUAAUUUGGUCAUAAAAUUCUGAAAGUUUCCACCUUGAUAAAUAAAUUGAAUUUCUUUCGAGAAAUAACCGAGUUCAGAAUUUUUUUUAAGAGAUGAUCAAAUGACGGGCAGUUCCACUUCGAGUGAGCGUACGACAAUCAUAUACUAGAUGUACAUACAUAGGUAAAGUAGGUACAGUUUCUCGAGCAUGAUUUAUAACCAGCUUGAUCAGCCGUAAAAUUAAACUUGGUUAAAACUGAUCGGGAGAUUCCCGUGAGAUGUAUUCUAACGCAUUAAAAUCAGGGCGUUGUUUUUCGUACAAAAUAAUUAUUUUCCAUAAUUAAUCGAUUAAUUGAUUGUCUGUGAUUUUCAAUAUACCUGUAUUUACAUGCGUAUAACUUUUACUCGCUAUACAUUAUAAUAUAAGAUACAAAUAAUAAACAAUAAAAAUUUGCCGCGAUCACUCGCGGUGGGAUCAAAGAUUUGAGAAAAGUUAUUACGGAGCAAAAGCAAAGGGAGCUACAGAAGACGCGGUUAGAAUUCGUAUUUUCAAUUAUGGUUAAAAUUUAUCGACGUGGGUAUUCGCAGUAAAUAUGCCCGGUUUGUUCCAAGUAAACUUAAGUAUAAAUUGAAGGUAAUCGUGUUAAGGGGAUAUCCAAAAAUGCCUGAUUAUUAUGUGGGGCACGUAAGAUAAUUCAAACGUUGAAUUCGUAGCCAUUAAUUCAGGGGUAGAAUUAUAGAGACAUUCUGCAAGGCGGAGAAAUUUCACACUUUUUCCAUCUAUCAUAGAUAUAGGGAUUUUAAUGUGAAAAAACAAAAACGUUAUAUGUAAAGACGACUUUAAUUCUUAGUGUGAGUGUUGUUUAAACACUAUUCCUAACAAUUCGUAUAAUAUCGGAUUGAAGAAUACUACAAAGCGUAAAUAUUUUCAUCGCUUAUCACUCAAACUUUGUUUAACUUGUUCGAAAUUCAAGAUUACUCCGACAUUUGACCGUAUUUCCCAUCAUUUUUAGUCAGAACGAAUGCUGGAUUGAAAAAAACAAAUCCAAAAAAAAAAAGAAAAACGGGAAACAGCAUUGAAGUUUUUUUCCGAAUUAUAAGGGUUGUUUCGCACAAGAGGAGAAUGGCUAUACAAAUGUUACAGUUGGUAGUGAUUCGACUCAGUGUCUUGAAAUCGUUAGGAAAUUUUAGAGAAGAUUGCCGAUAGAAAAAUGUGAGAAUAUUCUGGUACAUACAAGUUACGAGAUUGGCCAGUCACUGCAAUAAGACAAACCUUUAUUAAUUCAAUGAUAUUUCAAACAGUGGACGAUUUUUGAACAAGGUUCGAUAACGAUUAUUUUCAAUCUCUGCCAAGCUUGAAAAUAAGAUUAAAAGUGAUGGAAAAAAUGCAGGGAAAGCGUGGUCUGUGUUUUCGAUCUCUGUAGAACAGUUGUUAAAAUGUAAACUUUCGGAUUCAAAUAAAUUGAUCAUUGUAAUUGGAAGGAAUUUCUCCGUCGCAGAGUAAGAGCAACUAUUAUAGGUGUGUAAUAUCUCGCGAUUUAACAUAUUUUCGAUCAAUAGGUAUUCGAAAAUUAUCUGUAAUGAAUGAUACACAUUUACGUCGUAUACACUAUGAAAAGAAAUUUGAGGGGGUUACCUCAUAUAUGUGCAUCAGAGGAAAGUCCUUUGUUUGGGGUCGGAAAUUUUUUUAUCACUGACACAGCUCAAAUUUAUUGCAAAUAUGAAAAAAUACACGUUUUAUUUGUAUAAAGCAAAUUUCAAAGAAGUGGUUUCUUCAUGCCAUCGCGCCAUCGUGUUCUGCAGAAGAGAUUGAUCAAAAACCGUGGAAAGAAAAAAAUUUCAGUCUCAAAUUGAUUUUAUUUUGGAAUAAAAAAUUUAAAUUCUCACGAAAUUCUCGUGGAAUUUUUUUUCCACAGAAAGAAAUGUUACUCAUAUCACAGUUAUUUUUUUACGCUAGAAUCAGUUUCCCCGAUAGUGAAUUGUUUUGCGUGAGUGAAAGAAUCCAAGCUUUUCUUCAACGCGUUUUCAUCGAUAGAAGAUCCUGAAACUUUGGAUGUGUUUUUUUUUAAAUUAUUUGCAAUCAGUUUGGGAUGCUUCAAGUUGAAGUUUUUUUUGGACACGAGAUUAACGACCACCCUAAUAUACAUACCGUUAAGGAUAUGAUAUGAAUUAUAUUACGCGUCUUGAUAAUAUAUAUCGUGUUUGAAUAAUUUACGUGGUUUGCGUGGAGUGUAGACGUAAGCAUAUAUGUAGAUUAAGCAGAGUGAUUUCCUAACUACUGCACGUAUCGCAGUUUGGUAAAAUUUAAUACGCACGUGCUACAAUCCGAGAGCAGUUGUUUGCCAGGGUGACCAACCGUUACAAAUUCAAAGGACAGUUCGUCGCGACGUACGUAACCUUAAAAAUUUUGACAGUUGUCGGUUAUCAGCAUAAUUACCAGCGAAAGCUGAAAAUUUUUCGAGUUUACGCUUACGACGGUUGGUCAUCAUGGCAAACAACUGCUCUCAGAUUGCAGCGCAUGCGUAUUAAGCUAUAGCUGACGACGGAACAUGCAGUCGUUAGGAAUUUAUUCUGUAUCAAAUUACUCAAAGUCGGAAUAUUUCCACUGGUUUUCAGUUAACAGUAGCUCAACUGACAGUAUUAUUACACGAGUUAUAUAUACGAAGUUAUACGUAUGAAUAUGCAGAGUUAUUAUCUAAGGACGGAAUGGUCCGUCGUCUGCUGUGGUUGAAUUCGCAUGCGCUACAAUCUAGGAGCAGUUGUUUACCAGGGUGACCAACUGUCAUAAAUUUAGACGAUAGUUCACGGCGACGUAUGUAACCUCAAAAAUUUCGACAAUUGUCAGUAUUGAACGCAACUGCCAGCGAUAAUUGUUAACAUUUCUGAGAUUAUGUUCACGACUGUUGAUCGCCCUGGCAAAUAACUGCUUUAGGAUUGUAAUGCAUGUGUAUUAAACUGUAGCAGAUGACGGAACAUUCUGUCGUUAGAUAUUCACUCUGUAUAUGGGUAAUUCCAUGUGAAAUCCACCAACUUCCGAUUCUCAUUAUUUCCGAUUGUGUUUAAAACUUUUUUCUGUAAUUGUCCUAACUCUGAUACAGUACCCGGAAUUGUUUCAGAUUUUUUUAUUCAACUGCUUAAUUACUUACAAAUAUUUAAAGCAAUUUUGACAAGGAACUUUUUUAAAAUUCUUGAAACGUUCUCAGAAACUGUAUUUUAUAUUUUAAACAUUUCAAGACCGAGCUUGAAUUCCCAUUUCUCACAUUUUUUCCCAUUUGUUUCUAACACUUUUAAUCUUUUUACUUAGGUGCAACAUUGUUUGAACGGUCUGAAAAUUUCCCAAAAAAUUCUUGGAACUUUUAUUCUUCACUUAUUGUUAGAAAUAUUCUAGACAUUUUUCAAUAUGGAGCGGUUUUUGUCUCUUUUUUGGCGCAUUGAACUUUUCUCAUCACCUUCAUAAUGAAACCGGUCUAGAAAUGUUCUAACUGAAAAAUAAAAGUUUUGAGAAUUUCCAGAGAAUUUUCAAACCGUUCAAACAACGUUUUAGUUGAUCAAGAAAUUGAAUGUGCUAAAAAAAAAAAAAAAAAAAAAAAAAAAAAAUUAACAAGGAAUCAGUCCAUCACGGCCCCAGUCUUGAGAUAUUUGGAAAGGAAAAUACAGUAUUUGCAAAUUUUUUGAUAAUUUUAAACAAGGUCCUUUUCAAAGUCACUCUCAGUAUUUAUAAAUAAUCAAUCAGUUCAUUAAAAAAUCCGAAAAAAUUCAAGGUAUUGUUUCAGAUUUGUGAAAAUUGCUGAAAUUAUUUUGAAGAAAAUCAAAAAUGGUGAGGGUCAGAUGUUGGUAGGGUUUCGCAUUGAAUUCCCUACAUAUACAGAUACAUAUAUAAAACAAAUAUAUAUAUAUAUAUAUAUAUAUAUGUGUAUAUAUAAGUGUAUAUUUAUCCGGAAAUAUAUACGUAGUGUAUGUAUAUAUACAUAACAUACUGAAGUUAUAACAAUAAGACUAAUCGAAUAAAAAACAGAAAAAAAACUAAAAAAAAAAGCGGAGAUUGUGUUUGACAAUCGAUUAUGUGUACGGCUUGACAAAGACGGCGUACACGUAGAAAAAUCUCCUCACUCUAGUCACUCUUUCGCGAAUGCUAUUGCAGAAAAAAAAAGAAUUAAGAAUAAACGAAAUAAAAACAACCAUACACAAAAACACAUAUUGUAUUAAAAAGAAGUAACGAUCAAAAGAAAUUAAGGAAUUUGAAACUGUCAUCGCGAAGCAAAUAUGGCUUCUACUAGAAUUUAUAAUCGCAUUAUUCGCACCUGUUCAAAUAAUAAUUGAAAACCGUAUAAUCUAGUAGGACUGCGAUGACCGUUAUUAAAACAUAUCAAAUUUUGUCUGACAAUUCGACACAUAUAUAGAUAAAUAAUAUUUAAAUUACUGACGGUGUGUAACAUGUUUGAAAAAAAAAGUAUAUUUAUAUAUUAUACAUAUAUGGUAUACAUGGACAUAAGUAUGUUUUAAUGUAUAUAUUUACGAAUGUCGUACCCAUGCAGUUACGGCUAACAUAACGUGUGUAAAUGAAAUUAUAUCUUAAGAUGAUAAUAUAAAUUCCUAAAUUCGCCACAAAUCUUACAUUAUACAUACAUUAUACAAGCAUAAAUAUCCAUGUAUAUUUCAUUGCUGGUAUCGUCUGCUGUUUGUACAUCUUAUAAUUAGUUUUCUGCAAUUACGAUGAUCAAUUUAACAGCUGAUGAAUCAGGAAUAUGUAAGAUAUCAGAUACGGCUUUAGUACGGCCUGCCUUCACCUUGUCUUCAAUCCUUCAUGCAACAGCAGAGAAUUGACGACAGUUGGCAGCAGUGAUUAUGAAACGGAGUGAAGAAAUGAAAACACAGUGAUUACAAUAUCCUCGACGAGUUCUUUACGUUGGCACGGCAGAAUCAGACGGCAGCGCCACCGCUUGUCGGUUACAAAACAGGUUUCAGGCUCAAUAUUUGUAAAUGUGAUGUACUCUAUAACUGUCGAAUCUAACCAAAAAAUACAAAAUUCGAUUACACGUGUAUGGAACAGAGAAAACAUUUUAAUAAUCUAAGUCAAAAAUAAAAAAUUUGUAAGUCAUGGGUUAUGUUAUGUUUACAAUGAUUCGGAUAGUUUCGCGGCCGGCCGGCGGUGGCGUUGCGGACUGAUUAUGCAUUGCCAACUUAACCGACUCGUAGAAAAAAUUGGACGUCUCAGAAUCACUGCGGCCGAGUGUAUCCGUAACGAAUUCGCGUUCUUAGAGGUGAGGAGCUAGUUUACGUUCAAACGGCAGACAGAUGGAAUCUGUAAUCACAGCUAGACGAAAGAGAAAACCAAAGAAUAUUUUCCUAAACUUGUCUUUUCUUAAAUAAGAAUGUAAAAAAUAGAAAAAAAAAAAAAAAAAACACGACAAAGAAAUACGUAAUCAAAUGAAUUUGUACAAUUGCGUAAUACGUUAU